This is a messenger RNA of Brassica napus (rape), 1007 nucleotides long. RefSeq lists its product as uncharacterized. The transcript is spliced from 2 exons. The record is from RefSeq and is a predicted model, not a curated record. Gene Ontology annotation, molecular function: S-adenosylmethionine-dependent methyltransferase activity. The coding region runs from base 111 to 947 and encodes 278 amino acids. NCBI's taxonomy places the organism in Eukaryota, Viridiplantae, Streptophyta, Magnoliopsida, Brassicales, Brassicaceae.
UUAUAUAAUUCAAAAAGACACAUCUAAGGGGUUGCUCACCUUUUUUUCUGCUAAAGAUUCUUAGCUUGUAGCCACAAAAUCCAAAACAGAGAGAGAAUAUAUAGCUUUUUAUGGAUUCUCUUCGAUUCAACCUUCAGCAAUCUCCCUUUCAGUUGAGACCCAGAAGAACUAUUCGACCAAGAAUCACUAACAUUUCGAACCAAACCGAAGAAACCGAUCCGCGACCACCAUCCUCGGCCGGUAAGAUCCAACGGUUAGUACUCAACAAUGAAGGUCGUACUAAACUCAACGCCGGUCCUGACCGCGAAUUCUAUUCAUACCCACGAUUCGUGAACCACGUCGACGACGGUUUCAUAUCCUCCUUAACGGAUCUCUACAGAAACCGGUUAAGAUCCGGUUCGAUCGUAUUAGACCUGAUGAGCUCAUGGGUUAGCCAUCUACCAGAAGAGGUGAAGUACGAGAAAGUAGUGGGACAUGGUCUUAACGCACAGGAGCUUGCCAGAAACCCUAGACUCGAUUACUUCUUCGUCAAGGAUCUUAACGAGGAUCAGAAACUCGAGUUCCAAGACAAAUAUUUCGAUGCGGUUUUAUGUUCUGUCGGUGUACAGUAUCUACAACAACCCGAAAAGGUGUUUGCGGAAGUGUAUAGAGUGUUGAAACCGGGAGGUGCGUUGAUAGUGAGUUUUAGCAAUCGGAUGUUUUAUGAGAAAGCAAUCAGGGUUUGGAGAGAUGGAACCGAGUACGGUCGGGUGCAACUGGUGGUUCAGUACUUUCAGUCUGUCCAAGGGUUUACUCAGCCUGAGACCAUCCGGCAACAGCCUCCUCUUGGUGGAGGAGCUGAGAAACCGGUUUUGAAUUGGUUUAUGGGUUUAAUUGGUUUAGCUUCUAGGCCGGACCCUUUUAAUGCUGUGAUUGCUUAUAAGAAUUUCAAACCUCUGUAUGAGUAAACCAACAAAUAGUCUAUUAUUUCAUUUGAGAGUAUAAAUGCAUUGUCACAUUUUUUCUAA